AUGUUGGGCCCAAAAUUCUUCAGUUUAGCGGUUGUCGCUAUUCAGUCGAUGGCCUUUACGUUGCCGAGACAAGAACACACGCAACCAAGGCUCAUUCCCAUCGCCGUCGGCAGUAUGAGUGUUAAUACGUCCCUAAUCUUCACCCCGAACGAAGUGCAAGCCAACCCUGGCGACGUGUUGCAGUUCCAGUUCUUCCUCACAAACCACACGGUGACGCAGUCGGCUGGGCCAUCAAAUCCUUGUUCCCCCUUGCAAGACACUGUUCCUGGAGCGAUCCAUUCGGGCUUCAUCCCGGGAGCGAUGCUCAAUAAUUCGGAUACGGUCGGAGCUUUCGAUGUCAUGGUCCAAAACAAAGAUCCGAUGUAUAUUUAUUGUGCGCAAGGACCACAUUGUCAGCUGGGACAGGUAAUGGUUGUCAAUGGGAAACCCGGUGAUCUGAACGCCUACAAGACAGCCGCGAAAGCAGCAGCGGGCAAUACCCCAGGCAAAGUUGUGGCUGGGGGCUCUGUUGGACGAAUACCAAUGGCGAAUGCUAUUGUUCCCCCUGCUUAG
Messenger RNA from Diaporthe amygdali, 552 nucleotides. RefSeq names its product extracellular serine-rich protein. The record is from RefSeq and is a predicted model, not a curated record. The coding region runs from base 1 to 552 and encodes 183 amino acids. The transcript has 3 exons. Lineage: Eukaryota; Fungi; Ascomycota; Sordariomycetes; Diaporthales; Diaporthaceae.